Fopius arisanus is the source of this 591-nucleotide messenger RNA. It is a transcript of the gene ND-MLRQ, whose product is annotated as NADH dehydrogenase (ubiquinone) MLRQ subunit. The transcript has 3 exons. Lineage: Eukaryota; Metazoa; Arthropoda; Insecta; Hymenoptera; Braconidae. The coding region runs from base 114 to 359 and encodes 81 amino acids. The record is from RefSeq and is a predicted model, not a curated record.
GCGUGCGCAUUUCCCUCUCCACUUCCAACCUCAAAGAAAAAAUUUGUGGAGAAAUCUGAGUUGAGGUCUACAAUAAACAAUUAGCAAAUAAUAAUAACGAUAAAUCAGCCACCAUGCAGGGAAUGUCGAUGAAAUCAAUCCUGAAAAAUCCAUCUCUGAUCCCGUUGUUCACCUGCUUUGGAAUUGGUCUCGUUGGAUCAGCGGCUUAUCUUUUACGUUUGGCAGUUGCCAAUCCCGAUGUAUCUUGGCAGCCAAAAAAAAAUCCUGAGCCAUGGCAGGCGUACAAGAACAAGGAGUACAAGCUUAUCUCGAUAGCUGAUACAAAUAAAGUCGACAAAGUCAAGAUCCCAGAGUACUAAAUCUAUUAUCCAUGUAAGAUUAAUCUUAGGGAUGUAGUAACUCUAAUUGCUCUUUAAGCUGAUGCUCAGCUGCAGGAAUAUUGUGAUUGCAAAAACAAUUAAACACUCAUCGUUUCUCCAUUGAAUAUACCAAUCGAUCUCUCUGCAUCUCCAGCAGCUUGAUGAGGAUAUUAUUAUUAAGGAGAUAAUGUUGUUUCCAGAGUGAAAAAUAAAGUGUAAAAAUAUCCAUUAA